Capsicum annuum is the source of this 1065-nucleotide messenger RNA. RefSeq names its product inactive UDP-glycosyltransferase 79A6-like. The transcript is spliced from 4 exons. Gene Ontology annotation, molecular function: alternative oxidase activity. The coding region runs from base 1 to 1065 and encodes 354 amino acids. The record is from RefSeq and is a predicted model, not a curated record. NCBI's taxonomy places the organism in Eukaryota, Viridiplantae, Streptophyta, Magnoliopsida, Solanales, Solanaceae.
AUGGCACCACCAACUUUCAAUGGAAAAAGUUAUCGAAUCUGGGCAGUUACAAUGCGGAUAUAUCUACAAGCUUUGGAUCUCUGGAAAGCUGUUGAAUAUAAAUACGAGAUAGCUCCCUUGCUGGACAAUCCCAUGGUGGCGCAGAUUAAAACUCACAAGGAGAGAAAAACUAGGAAAUCAAAGGCAAUGCCAUGCUUAUUUACAGUAGUUUCAUCUAAUAUCGUAACUCGCAUUAUGUCUCUGCAAUCAGCGAAAGAGGAAAGAUACGGUUGUCGUGCAAUGAUAUUGGAAACAGUGGCAGGUGUACCAGGAAUGGUGGGAGGUAUGCUGUUACAUCUGAGGUCGUUACGCAAGUUCGAGCUUCUAAGAUUAUCUCUUCCAAAUUCAUUUUUCUCUGAUCUUGUUCCAAUGGCUACCAACUCAUCAGACAAUGAAGUGAUUGUGGCCAUGGUGCCAUUUCCUGAUUACAGCCAUCUGAAUCAGCUCUUUGUUCUUGCGCGCUUCAUCGCGCCCCAUAAUAUACCAGUAUACUUCCUCUCACUUGCUGAUAUGAACCAAGAUUUGAAACUCCGCGUCCAAGCAAAUGCACGUGAGCUUCUAUUGCUGGAGCCGCAUGUGAAAUUAAUGGUUAGAAUGGAACAUGAGUUGGAGUUCCACUCGGGAGAAGUCAUAAACUCGUGCAAAGAAGUGGAAGGUAAGUACAUAGAUUUACUUGCCAAAGAAAAACGCAAGCCGUCUUGGGCUUUUGGUCCAUUUCAUAUGUUGGUAGAAUCACACGACUCUAUCUCUUCUUCAUCUAGCAACAUGACUCGUCAUGAAUGCCUGGAAUUUCUCGACAAGCAAUAUGCUUGCUCAGUAAUAUUUGUCUCGUUUGGAUCAACCACUACAUUAUCACAAGAGCAGGUCAAUGAGGUCGCUCUGGGUUUAAAACAAAGCAACCAUAGAUUUAUUUGGGUACUAAGAAAAGGAUCGGACGAUAAGGAGAAACUCAGAGAGAAAGACGGAAAGAUUGAUCAACUACCAGAAGGGUUUGGAAAGAGAGUAGAAGGAAAGGAAUGGUGGUAA